GCGCGGCGGGGCGGAAGUGGCAGCCCGCCCUGUCCGGCCCUGCGCAGCGAGGCCGCCCGCGGGCACCGGAGCGAGGCUCGCCGUGGGUCACACCCAACGUGCGGUCUGAUGCCCGUCCGGCCCUCUGACCACCUGGAAUGGAAUGAGCCUAUGAACUCCCUCCGGAUAAGUGUGGGAGGACUUCCUGUGCUGGCAUCCAUGACCAAGGCUGCAGAUCCCCGCUUCCGCCCCCGCUGGAGGGUGAUCCUAACGUCCUUUGUGGGCGCUGCCCUCCUCUGGCUGCUCUACUCUCACCGCCCAGCCCCAGGCAGGUCUUCCACCCACAAUGCACACAACUGGAGGCUCGGCCAGGCACCUGCUGCCCGCUACAAUGACACCUAUCCCCUGUCGGCCCCCCAGAGGACGCCAGGCGGGAUUCGGUAUCGAAUCGCAGUCAUUGCUGACCUGGACACAGAGUCCAGGGCCCAGAAGGAAAAUACCUGGUUCAGUUACCUGAAGAAGGGCUAUCUGACCCUGUCGGACAGUGGGGACAAGGUAUCUGUGGAGUGGGACAGUGACCACGGGAUCCUGGAGUCCCACCUGGCAGAAAAGGGGAGGGGCAUGGAGCUCUCUGACCUGAUCGUGUUUAAUGGGAAGUUGUAUUCCGUGGAUGACCGGACGGGGGUCAUCUACCAGAUCCAAGGCACCAAGGCUGUGCCCUGGGUGAUCCUGUCUGAUGGUGACGGAACCGAGGAGAAGGGCUUCAAAGCCGAGUGGCUGGCCGUGAAGGACGAGCACCUAUAUGUGGGCGGCCUGGGCAAGGAGUGGACCACCACGACGGGGGAGGUGAUGAGCGAGAACCCGGAGUGGGUGAAGGUCGUGGGCCACAAGGGCAGCGUGGACCACGAGAACUGGGUGUCCAGCUACAAUGCUCUGAGGGCCGCCGCCGGAAUCCAGCCACCAGGCUACCUCAUCCAUGAAUCUGCCUGCUGGAGCGACACGCUGCAGCGCUGGUUCUUCCUGCCCCGCCGGGCCAGCCACGAGCGGUACAGUGAGAAGGAGGACGAGCACAAGGGCACCAACCUGCUCCUGAGUGCCACCCCGGACUUUGGGGACAUCUCUGUCCGCCGUGUGGGGGAGCUGGUCCCCACGCACGGCUUCUCCUCCUUCAAGUUCAUCCCCAAUACCGACGACCAGAUCAUUGUGGCCCUCAAGUCCGAAGAAGACAGUGGUAAGAUCGCCACCUACAUCAUGGCCUUCACCCUUGAUGGGCGCUUCCUCCUGCCAGAGACCAGAGUUGGCAGCGUGAAGUACGAAGGUAUAGAGUUCAUUUAAAUCCGUCCGUCCGUCCCCACAUCAAGUGCGGCUUUAGCUGUGUCAGGGCUCACUUUCAUAAAACACGGAGCAAUGCACUUUUGUUUGCUUUAGUUUUUUAUUUUUUGUAACUGAGGUUACAGAAGUUCAUUCCCGGGGCACAUGAAGCAGCCAGAAGUGGACAUCAGCCCCUCAGCCCUGAGCCGUGGCCAUGGGCCGGCCUCUCUCCACACUGCGACCUGGUGGAGGAGGUGGGUCACUGCAGGCAUCCUGACGUGGGCCCUUUCUUCUUUCCAUCUUGUCUCUCUUCCUUGCCUUCCCAUGUGCUCUCCGUCUCCGUCAUGUAACUCUUUCUGGAGCACCCAUGGUGCAGAGUCCCAGCACCGUGCUCCAGCCUGGGAGCAAAGACCCGUGUGAGGUGGGCCUGCCCGUUAGGAACUCCAGGCCCCCGCCCUCUUCCUCCUUGGUGAGCCUGGCAUUCCACACGGCCCUGCAGACCCUUGGAAAGUUAAUGUUUACACUGCAGGGCCGGUCGCAGCGAGGGCCGAGGCAGCACCAGUGCGUUUGUUCCUGAAACCCUCCCUGCUUCCCGUGGCUGAGAACUCCGCUUCCUUCGGGAGGGUUCCAGUGCUGUGUAGCACUUGCAAGUUUUAAUUACCGUUUUUUUAAGGCAAUUUCAUUUCUUACUGAACAGAACAACCAAAUGUUCUCAGCAGUCACAGUUAAACCUUCCUGCCCUGUGCCGAGGAUGUUGUAGUCAGGUAGAACGAAUGGCACAGCGAGCUUCAGAGUUACAGUAAAGGACCCUCGUCCUUGGCCUGUACCUUUUCCUAGCAGCUUUCAGAAAGUGUCGUGCUCUUCUGGACUCUCACUGGUGACUUGAAUGUUUCAUGCCCUGACCCGAGGGCCCUGGGUCCUGACAGGCCUGCACUUGACACUUUGUCCGGGUCUGCUUAGUGCUGGAGCUUGUCCCUGUCAUUUUCCUGGGUUCCUCUCCACGGCCUUUCCUCACCUCUUCCCAGUGGAGGUUCAACCUCUUUUCUAAGGAAGCUCCCUGUCGUCUCUUCUCAAGGUGCCCAGGCAGAAGCAGGGGACUGGGACAGAGGUUAGGCAUGACUGAAGUCCAGAAGGGACUCUCUCAUCUAUCUGGCACAGUCCUCCUCCCCACAGCAACCACCUGGCAACACCCCUCAGGGUAGGACAGAGGCAGCUCUGAAGGCAGGGCCUGGCUCUGUGGGCCCUCAUAGACCUCUGCCACCAGGCAGGGACCCGGAAAGGUGUCCUCCUCUGCUGGGGAGUGUGGUCCUCUCCCUGUCAGACAAGCACAGGUGUGAAGACAGCUCCCAAAUGUGACAUUUCUCCUGCCUUUGCCCACCUCCUUGGUAAAUGUCUUGGAGUUAGCUUGUGCUGUUUAAAACACAGAGAGAUGAAAUUAGCACAGUCAGGACUUGGGACAUCAUGAUGGAGACUGUUCUGAUGUGGUAGUGUCACACCCUCCCACCAUCAGUGGCUUUCGGGUUUUAGAACAGCUGUGCUUUCCCCACUCCUGUUGUCAGCUUAAUGAUUGUGAUGUUUCCUUCCAUUGCUGUCUUGUAAACAAUAAAGUGUUGGGAAUGUGAGCUCUGUUUUGUCUCUUGGUGUUGGCUUUUGCAAGGGCCCGGCCUCAGGGCAUCCCUGGAGGUGGCU
Messenger RNA from Castor canadensis (American beaver), 2979 nucleotides. It is a transcript of the gene Cant1, whose product is annotated as calcium activated nucleotidase 1. Lineage: Eukaryota; Metazoa; Chordata; Mammalia; Rodentia; Castoridae. Gene Ontology annotation, biological process: proteoglycan biosynthetic process. Gene Ontology annotation, molecular function: UDP phosphatase activity; calcium ion binding; GDP phosphatase activity. The record is from RefSeq and is a predicted model, not a curated record.